Messenger RNA from [Torrubiella] hemipterigena, 1330 nucleotides. The record is from the annotation of a GenBank genome assembly. NCBI's taxonomy places the organism in Eukaryota, Fungi, Ascomycota, Sordariomycetes, Hypocreales, Clavicipitaceae.
CUGGCAGGGCACCAUUUCUAUUGAAUUUUCUUGUAUGAGCGGUACAGAAGAAAGCCUCUCAGAGCAGAAUAAAUCCUUUAUGAUAUUAAAAACCAAUGCAUCAAGUUCACGAUGGUAUUUUCUAGUGGUUUCAGCCGCAUGAUACCCCUGAACAUUCGUGGAGACGAUGUUCAGCCUUAAAAUUCUGCGUAUUCCCGCGGUCCCCUCGAUUGAAAAUUCGAUGAAAUUUCACAGCAGCAACUAAAAAUCACAGCCAGAAAUUACCCUUGUGUGGUGCUUAUCAUCAUGAAAGGCGACGAGCUUCGCGCGCUGUCCUUGGCAAGCGACCUGGAGGCUGAGCCAAGCAUGGUGCAAAACUAUUAUGGCGUUUUCCCAAACAGCUUCACGAUCCACCUCGUGCACGUCGAUCAUGAAGAUAUCUACGGACUAUAUCAUCUGCGCGACGAGAAUGGGUAUACAUUUCAAGCGUUCAAAGCAUAUCACUUCAACAACAAGCGAGCCAUCACUCUUUACACCACGCCCCAGCUAGACUCUCCCAUCCUGGCAACCAUUAACAAGAACAAGGCGGGAGAUUUCCUAGCAAAACGAUCACUUACGCUGCCAUCGCCGCCAAGCCAGCCCUCGACAGAGCCGCUUGUCUUACCAGUCUAUCAUGUUGCGGACGAGUACCAGUUUGAGGUCCCGGCGCCUACAUUCGACAGCCCAGACCACGUGGAAAAGUAUGAUUGGCAAGAGGUGAAAAAGACACCGAAUCCACGACCCAGACAGCUCUUCCGCGUUGCAGAUAAUGAGGUCAUGUGUCGUGUCUCGCCAAUGCUGCAGCCACAAUCCAAGGUCAUCAAGGACAACGAUACCUUGCGCGCCACCGUUGCUUUUGAGGGCAAGGGCCUCACAGAGCUAGAUGACUACGCCAGGUUGGCGAUUGUUCUAGGCGCUUUGGAUCUCUGCCACAAGGCUGCCAAGUACAGACUCAUCUUUGCGAGCAAAUGGAGCGGGCCUGGGAAGGAUGUUGAGAAGCGAGCCAAGCACAUGAAGAACACAAAAGAUAAGAUUGGUUCAGCCGCUGGCAAAGCUGGGGCUAUCGUUGGCUUUAUUGCAAAUUUUGUGUAGCGCUUGGGACCAAAGAAUUUGAAAUAUCUCUUAUUUCUGGAAUCAUAUUUUCGACAAUUCAACAAAGAAGGACAGAUGUCUUAUUCUGUUGGUGCGCUGCAGGGUAGGGUUGGUAUCAAACCUUAUCGGCCAGGAUCGCAUCGAUCUCGAGGUCACCCUUGCAGAUGGAAAAGCGUCAUUAGUAACAGCAUAUUCACCAUAAUAUCAUAAUACGUGGCGU